ACAUUUUCCCAACCUACAGUAUAAGGGAUAGUGGCAAGAAGGAAGACUCUGGAAAGCAGGGGAGUCUGGGAACAGAAAGAGAAGGCUGUGGGAAGAGGUCUCAGUACAGAGGAAGAGAAAAGGGGACAAGUAGACUGGGCUGCAGAGAUCCUCAGGGGAGAGAGGGAGUUGGGCAGAGAUGAAGCGACAGGGGUCUCUGGCCUGUCUCCUGCUGGCCCUAUGUCUGAGUGGUGGGGCAGCUAACCCAUUGCACAGUGGAGGGGAGGGCACAGGGGCGAGUGCUGCCCAUGGAAUGGGAGAUGCCAUUAGCCAUGGAGUUGGAGAGGCUGUAGGCCAUGGGGCUAAAGAAGCAGCCAGCUCUGGAAUCCAGGAUGCCCUAGGCCAGGGGCAUGGAGAGGAAGGUUUGAUGGCAAGCAGAGGCGAUGUUUUCGAGCACCAGCUCGGUGAAGCAGCGAGAUCUCUGGGGAAUGCUGGGAAUGAGAUUGGCAGACAGGCCGAGGACGUCAUUCGCCGAGGGGUAGAUGCUGCCCGCAACUCUGUGUCUUGGGGGACAUCUGGAGGGAAUGGCGUGUAUGGCUCUCAAGGUGGUGUUGGAAGCCAGGGCAACCCUGGUCCUCAAGGGACACCCUGGGCCUCAGGAGGCAACUAUGGAACUAACUCUCUGGGUGGCUCUGUGGGUCAGGGUGGCAAUGGCGGACCACUCAACUAUGAAACCAAUGCCCAGGGAGCUGUGGCUCAGCCUGGCUAUGGGGCAGUGAGAGGCAACAACCAGAACUCAGGGUGUACCAACCCCCCACCUUCAGGCUCCCACGAAAGCUUCAGCAACUCUGGGGGAAGCAGCAAUGAUGGAAGUCGUGGUGGCCAAGGCAGUCAAGGUGCUAAUGGUCAGGGUGACAGCAGUAGUGGUGGCCAAGGCAACAGCAACAAUAACGGCAACAGCAGUGGCAACGGUGGCAGUGGUGGUGGCAACGGUGGCAACAACAAUGGCAACAGUGGCAACAGCGGUUCUGGGUCCCGGGACCUAGAAACAUCUAACUUUGAUGAAGGCUAUUCAGUCUCCAGGGGAAGUAGCUCGUCCUCUGGCAGCAGAGGUGGAAGUGGUGGAAGUGGUGGUGGAAACAGACCUGAGUGUAACAACCCAGGGAAUGAUGUGCGCAUGGCCGGAGGAUCUGGGAGUCAGGAGAGUAAAGAGAGCAGCCGUCUCCUUGGGGGCUCCCAUGACUACCAGGGGCAUGGGUCCAAUGGCGGCAAUGCACAAAAAGAAGCUGUCAGUGAACUCAACACUGUGAACUCUGAUGCAUCUUCCUUGCCCUUCAACUUGGACAAUUUCUGGGAGAAUUUUAAGUCCAAGAUGGGUUUCAUUAACUGGGAUGCCAUAAACAAGGGUCGUGUCCCAUCUCCCAGCACUCGGGCCUUACUCUACUUCCGCAGACUCUGGGAGAAUUUCAAACGCAAGACUCCUUACUUCAAUUGGAAACAGAUUGAGGGCUCAGAUCUGUCAUCUCUGCAGAAGAGGGCAGGUGGUGCUGAUCAGUUUUCUCAGCCUGAAGCAAGACAAGAUCUUUCAGCUGACUCAUCCAAGAACUACUAUAACAACCCACAGGUGAAUCCUACUUACAGCUGGCAAUACUAUGCCAAGACCACUGCCAAGGCCGGAGUCACACCUUCGUCUUCCUCAGUGAGUACCAGGGCUUCCCGGGCACAACCUGGCCUGCUGAAGUGGCUGAAGUUUUGGUAGAACAUUCCUUCUAGUCACUGCAGACUCCUCACAAACACACGAAGGUCUUCAGGGAGCUUAACUGUCCUUACCCACAGUCCUCUCUGAUAUGGCUGAUCUACCUGGGCAUUACAAGCCUGGCAUCUCACCUGGGGACCUGGUUUAUCUGUCCUCAUUCUCCCCAUUUGAUUGUGGUGUCUUGGUGACUAACCAGUUUCGUUGGAUGGCCAGCCAGUUCUUCACCUCUUCCUCUGUACAUGACCGGAAGUCCCCAGAACCAGGAGCGGGAGCUUCCCACUCCCCAGUUUCUCUGUGGAAAUAAAACAUGACUCUUUGUUUCCCCAAGA
Messenger RNA from Mastomys coucha (southern multimammate mouse), 2064 nucleotides. It is a transcript of the gene Dmkn, whose product is annotated as dermokine. NCBI's taxonomy places the organism in Eukaryota, Metazoa, Chordata, Mammalia, Rodentia, Muridae. Bases 179 to 1738 code for a protein of 519 amino acids. Gene Ontology annotation, biological process: cornified envelope assembly. The transcript is spliced from 20 exons. The record is from RefSeq and is a predicted model, not a curated record.